Molecule: messenger RNA, 1077 nt
Organism: Protobothrops mucrosquamatus (brown spotted pit viper)
Lineage: Eukaryota; Metazoa; Chordata; Lepidosauria; Squamata; Viperidae
Gene: TMEM26
Product: transmembrane protein 26
Exons: 6
Coding region: 1-1077 (358 amino acids)
Source: RefSeq, a predicted model, not a curated record
AUGGAGGCGCUGGUGCUGCUGAACGCGCUGGCCACCCGGCUGCUCUUCGCCCUGCAUGCGCUGCUGGGCGUCUGGCGGGUGACCGAGGCGACCAAGGAGCGCAAGUACUGGCUGUUGGCUCUGCUGAACCUCUCGCUGUGCCUGGAAGCGGCGCUCACGCUCAAGCUGAAGCGGGGAAGAGGCUACAAAUGGUUUUCACCCCCGAUCUUUCUCUAUCUCAUCAGCAUAGUGCCCUCGUUGUGGAUUCUGGAACUCCAGCCUAAAAAUCAGCUUUGUCCCAACGAAUACGAGCAGCUUGUGAAGAACCACAGUGAAAAAGCCAGACCUGGUUACGGAUAUGAAACCACAGCAAACAACAUAAUGGAAAAGGCCCAGGAGUUUGUCAACACGCUCUCCAAAAUGUGCGAGCCCAUCUGGACGCUGAGCCUCCACCAGACCUUCCUCCUGCUCCUCAUCCUGGGCCGCUGGCUGCUUCCCAUCGGCGGGGAGAUCACCAGGGACCAGCUGUCUCAGCUGCUGCUGCUCUUCGUGGGCACCGCCGCAGACAUCCUUGAGUUCACCAGUGAAACCCUGGAAAUAGAGAACGUCCGGAACAAGGAUGCUCUGGUAUAUGUCAUUCUAGCCGUGUGGACCUGGAGCAUGUUGCAAUUCCCUCUGGAUCUAGCAGUGCAACAUCUCAACUCUGAUGGAGCAGCUUCCUCCACAAAGGUUUUUCACCUGCUCCUCUGCAGACACAGCGCCGAUCUGUGGAACAUCGGCAUCAGCUUGUUCAUCCAGGACGGCCCUUUCCUGGUGGUACGCUUGAUCCUGAUGGGCUAUUUUCAAGUUGUGAACCAGAUGCUGGUGUUUUUUGCCGCCAAGAAUAUCCUGAUCGUGAUGUUGCAGUUGUAUCGCCUCGUGGUGCUGUUGCUCGACUUCCAUGCCUCCCUCCAGCGCAGGGCAAACAGCCAGAAAGGAGCCACUUCCGGUUGCCCCUGUGAGUCCAGCUCCAUUAGCCUCCCAUCCAAUGGCCUGCUGGAUGGAGGGGACUCUUCUGCGUUGGAGGAGACCAUCCCAGACUCAGUUGAGUGCCUGUGA